CCGGCGCACUCGGGGGGCGGGGUGAAAGGUCGCAGCGCGGCGGCGGGUCUGGCUGGCGGCUGCGGGCGGGAGCUGGGAGCCCCGUGUGCACGUGUGGAGGAGCCACGGCACCAGCGCGGCGGCGGGAGAUACGUGCGCCCCCUCGGAGGACGCAGGGCCGCGCUCGGUUCUUUGCGGCUCCGGUCGUCCGCUCAGCUUCCCGUCCGAGGCGAGGAGGCCGGCGUGUGGGGUUCAGCGGCCCGAGCUGAGGGCGCGGAGUGCUCAGGGCGGCGACUACGACGGCGUUGAUAGCAGUGGUAACAACGGCCUCAGCAGGCGGGGAAGAUGAAAGGUAGCCGGAUCGAGCUGGGAGAUGUGACACCACACAAUAUUAAACAGUUAAAGAGAUUAAACCAGGUCAUCUUUCCAGUCAGCUACAAUGACAAGUUCUACAAGGAUGUGCUGGAGGUUGGCGAACUAGCAAAACUUGCCUAUUUCAAUGAUAUUGCAGUAGGUGCGGUAUGCUGUAGGGUGGAUCAUUCACAGAAUCAAAAGAGACUUUACAUCAUGACUUUAGGAUGUUUGGCGCCAUACCGGAGACUAGGGAUAGGAACUAAAAUGCUAAAUCAUGUCUUAAACAUCUGUGAAAAAGACGGCACUUUUGACAACAUUUAUCUGCAUGUCCAGAUCAGCAAUGAGUCAGCAAUUGACUUCUACAGGAAGUUUGGCUUUGAGAUAAUUGAGACAAAGAAGAACUACUAUAAGAGGAUAGAGCCUGCAGAUGCUCAUGUGCUGCAGAAAAACCUCAAAGUCCCUUCUGGCCAGAAUGCAGAUGUGCAAAAGACAGACAACUGAACAAAUUACAAAUGAACUUUCUUGCACUUGCUUGUCGCCAAAUAAAAGAGAGGCCCAUUGAUUUCCCCUUCCCCUUUCUUUUUAAACUCUUGUUAUUCCUGUUUUCUUUCCUUUAAAAAAAUUACUUUCAAGGACUUUUAAAAUUAAUCAUGUUUGCAUUGUUUUAGUUCUCUCUCUCUUUUUUUUUUUAGUGUGUGAAGUGGGUUAGAGUAUAGGAAGAAGGUAUAAAUCUGUUAAAUUUCACAUUUAAGAUGUGUGCCCCAUAAGUUUGGGUAUCAUUUUUCAUAUUUUUUGCUUUUUCUUUCAUUUCCUUUCACACUGAAGGGCAGAGCCUACAAAAUAUUGUAUAUUUCAAAGGACAAAAAGCAGCAGCAGCAAUAUCUUGUAAGUCAUUGACAAGUUUAGUAUUUGUGGUACUUUGGGUUUCUAAAGACCGGGAUACUAAUCCCUAGACAUUGCCUUUACUCCACCUUUUGUCCUUCCUGUCUCAGGAAUUGGACUGUUGUUAUCUUUGUAGCAAGUACUAAGUGUUUUUGGUUUUACAAGCAUUUAUUUCUUUGUCUCACAGUGGUUGAUGAGUGGAACUGUUUGGAUAGGCAGUGUUAUACUUUGAUCUUGGUAUUUGAGUUAAACUCCUUUUUGCUAGUGAGUGGGCUGGUUCUUAGCAGGUUUAUUUUUCCUGCUGUUGAUUAUUAGUGACAUCAGCUUUUAGAGUGUGAACUGGUGAGAUUGAUUUAUGUUAAUAUCCCAGCUAGAAAUAAUGGCCUUUAACUGACUUUCAAGAGGUCUGUUGUGAUUUCUUUUUUCCGUUUUAUUCUGUAAAACCACCAUAGUUUAACUUUUAAAAUAGAUUCGAUGUCCUUAUAGGUCAAUACCCUAAAUAAACCUGGAGCAGGUGUUGUCUUUUGGACAUAUUAAAAAUACCUAAAAGGAGAAAAGGAGACUUAGGUGGACUUGUGGCAUAAUAAAUGCAUUUGAUGUCAGCUAACGUAGGCUGCUAAAAAUGUAGCCACUGAGUAUUUGAUUAUAUAGGAGAGAAUAUCUAGACAGUAUUUUUGAGAAUAAUAUAGCUGUGCUAUUGCUUAUCUGUUGGAGAACAUCCCAGGUUUGCUUACAUUUUGUGCCUAUGAUGUUGUGUUUAUGGAUUUGGGGAAGGGGAAAUUGUUGAACAUAUUGCUUCUAUUCUUAGAAAAUAGAAGUCUAGAAGUGUUACUAGCAUAUAUGUCACUGUGACCUCCUCUGCUGAUAGGACUAGUUUAUGCCAGAUCAUUUUCUGAUAUAUAGAGUGGCUUUGAUGGGUUGUUAACUUUUUGUAAGAUAGGAGACAUCUAAGAUUUUCUUGUUUUCCUCCAUAGUCCAUCUCCAAUACUUAAUUUUUAGAUUUCCAAUACUGGUGGCUCUAGAAAUAUUCUCAUUAGACAUUAAAACAUUGCACAGAGAUUGGUUUUUCUGUCAUUUGACUUUAAGAAAAAAGUUUAUUCAUAACAUUGCUCUCAAGUGAAAUUCUAGUUUAAAAACUUCAACAAGUGUGUUAAAUGACAAAAUUUAGUUUAUACAGUGUUUAUGCACAUCUUAGAAGCUCUUAUUUGAGAAUGUGAAACUACAAAGUACAGUAGACUUCAACAGUCUUAGUUGAGUGCCAAGAAUAAUACAGAAAAGGAAGAUAAUUAAAGAAUGGGUUCAUAGGGCUCUAAUCUUAAAAUAGAAACAUAGAGCAUACAGGUUUCUUGAAUAUCAGUACCUUAAGUAAUCCAAAUCUAAGCUUAGAAGAAAAGUUUAGCAUUAAGCACCUUUACCUAUACAGAUAAGUUUCAGCUUGCUCUUGCCAAGAGAAGAGUGCAUGGGUUACAGAGGGCAUAAUUAGUUUGAGAAGUUCUGCCUUUUUGUAAACUUCCAAAUAUCAAAAUAGAUUUUGAUAUAUAAAUGAGUUUUCUGAUAAGACACUGCCUCUAUUUCUAUAACCAUUUCUCCUGGACUAUCUAAUCAGUCCUAUGAAUGUAUCCCUACAUGUGGUUAUUAAAAACCGAAUUAGCUGCCUCAUGAUAAUUGAGUACAUGUUAUAUACGGAGGGAAAAAUAAUUAAAGUUUGAAUUGAGUGUGUAGGCUCUCUGUCAUAGUUUCUUUUUCCACACGUCAGUGAUUUAAACUAAACUGUAAAUGUUUGUAAAUGGUUAAUCCUACAUCAACCUUGUAUUAAAAUAAUUCCAUCCAAUUAUGGAAGAGGAGGAUAUAGAAGAAGUAGAAGUUGGAUAGUAAUUCAUAUGCCUUUAUGUCAGUAAAAAACAAAUUUGUCUCAUGUUGAAUUGGACAUGUGAUAAAAAUUAUCAUUGAGGUCAAACAAUUUAAUUAGCUGAAAGAUCAAAGGAUAUCCAUCAGUUUUCGGGAUAGUUUUUACUGUGGGAUGAAUAGGUAAAAAUUAUACAGUAUGGUAAUUGUAUUUAGCCUCUAAAGAAAAGACUGCAGAGAAAUCUAUGCAAUAUAAAAUUUGUUUAGACUAGUUUUCAUUUGGAGAAAGAAGUCCUGAAAUAUUUCCAAGCAGUUUACUCACCAAUUGAAAGUCCUCCAAAAACAGAACUAUUGGGAAACCAUGGUGUAUAGGGUGGAAAGGAAAAGCUCCCUCAGUUUUUUGGAGGGAAUAACUUUAAAAAUACUUAAAUGGCUAUGUUUACUUGGUGCAGUUAAGAAUUAAACUUUUUGAUUUUAAUUAACAUUGCUGUUACAUCUGAAAUAAACUAUGUGAUGUUCUGGUAGUAAUCUGUAAUGUCUGAUAAAUGUCAAAUUCAAAACACUGCGUUAUGUGGA
Molecule: messenger RNA, 3636 nt
Organism: Erinaceus europaeus (western European hedgehog)
Lineage: Eukaryota; Metazoa; Chordata; Mammalia; Eulipotyphla; Erinaceidae
Gene: NAA50
Product: N-alpha-acetyltransferase 50, NatE catalytic subunit
Exons: 5
Coding region: 325-834 (169 amino acids)
Biological process (GO): mitotic sister chromatid cohesion
Cellular component (GO): NatA complex
Molecular function (GO): acyltransferase activity, transferring groups other than amino-acyl groups
Source: RefSeq, a predicted model, not a curated record